Molecule: messenger RNA, 556 nt
Organism: Centruroides sculpturatus (bark scorpion)
Lineage: Eukaryota; Metazoa; Arthropoda; Arachnida; Scorpiones; Buthidae
Exons: 6
Coding region: 107-556 (149 amino acids)
Source: RefSeq, a predicted model, not a curated record
AGCGACCAAUCAUUUUCCAUCUUUCACGCGACAUCUAGUUAAUAAGUAGGAGGAGAACACGUGGUUGUGUCAGUCGCAUUGGUUCUCCUCUUUACAUCUUUACUUCAUGAUGCCUUUGCUUAAGUCAUGUUGUUGCUGGAGAAGUGUUAGAAGUGGGAGUAUUGCCAGUGGAAUAUACACAGCUAUUUUAUAUUCCGUAUUGUUCAUUGUUGGCACUUAUCACAUAUGUUUAACAGAUAAUCCUCCAGCUCUUCUAGCAUUUUCUAUUGUUUUUAUAAUUUUAUCAGCAAUCUGUGUGAUAUUCUCAAUCUUACUGUUGAUUGCAUUGUCAAAGAAAAACACUAUCUUGUUAAUCCCUUGGCUGGUUUCUGUAUCGAUUGCUACUUUUCUGGAUAUUGGAUUGUCAUUUUUCAUCAUAAAAGAUGCCAUUUUCGAUCCGUUUCUAGCAAUAUUAUUUAUCAUAGAUUUGUUCAUUUGUGCUCUAAAUGUAAGUGUUUUAAAUAUACAGCUUCCUCUGUGUUUUAUCAUUGUACCAGGAAUUAACAUUACAGAUUAA